UGAUCUAGCUGUUAAUAUUAUUAUAUCAAUAUAUAUAUAUGUAUAUACAUGAAACGUUCGGCUCGUUCACGACAUUCUCACUACACGACAUUUUUUUCUGACUUUUAUAUUUGGGCACUGGUUCAACUGUUGCGUCUGUGUGUUCCGACGGUCCCCGAAGGCAGCAGCAGUCCAGGGGCGGGCAGGCUCUAACCGUGCAGUAUGGCGGACGAUGGAGACAGUUCGAGCGGACCAGUUGACACGAACGGCGGGCAGGGGGCGGCGGUUGAGUCGGACGGGUUCGGCCUCGGCGGGAUGUUGCUGAAUAUCGGUAUUUUGGUGGCGGUGGUGGCGGUCUGUGUGCUGGUGUACCGGUGGUGGGGCAGGCGGCUCGUAUCCGCCGCGGCCCAGGGCGACGAGGCCUCGGCUCUUCCCAAGAUGAGGAGACGGGACUUCACGCUGGAGCAGCUGCGGGAGUAUGACGGACUCCAGAACCCCCGCAUCCUGAUGGCCGUCAACAUGAAAGUUUUCGACGUGACCAGCGGCAAAAAGAUUUACGGAAAAGCUGGUCCUUAUGGCGUUUUCGCCGGCCGGGAUGCUUCACGAGGCCUGGCCACCUUCUGCCUGGAGAAAGACGCCCUGAGGGACGUGUACGACGACCUGUCGGAUCUCACCGCUGUACAAAUGGAGAGCGUGCGGGAGUGGGAGAUGCAGUUCAUGGAGAACUACGAUUACGUCGGCAGGUUGCUGAGGCCCGGAGACGAGCCGUCGGAGUACACGGACGAGGAGGACAUCAAAGACCACCUGAAACACGACUGAGCGGUGUCCGUCCCACCGACCAAAACCAGGAGUCCAAACAGCUGCGACAGACCGCCUCUUCUUCCUCCUCCAUCCAUCCUUCCAUCCUCGCUACCUGACCCUGCUCCUCCCAAAAAAAAACCACCCACCCUCCUGAAGCUGUUCUGGUGUCGUGGCUGUUCUGGAAAGGACAGAACUCUGGAGUCUCAAAAAAAAAAAAAAAAACCUUCCUCCCUCCUCAUCCACCAACAGAGACUACAGAGAGAGAGAGAGACAGUGAGGUCGAGCCAUUUGAUUUAUCCAAACUUAACCGCGAAAUUUGUCGGGGGAAUGAGGGAGGUACAGGAGUGUGGUGACGGCCGCUGAUGCUGCUGCUGCUGCUGCUGCUGCUGCUGUUGUUGUCGGGUGGAGGCCGCUCGCAGUCGGUCAGGAGCCGAUCGGUGGAUCGGGACGGGGAAACGGAUUUCUCUUCUCUUUUUACCUGCAGUUUAGUCACAUCGCAACGGCAACACUGCUUCCGCUCUUUGGGACGGCUUAUCAAUCAGUCAGUCAAUCAGUCUGUUUUCACUUCUGAUUCUUCGAUUCUGUUCUGCGUUCAAACCAUUUUACACCCCCCUCCUCCUCCUGUCGCUCAGACGGCAGCGCUGUGGCCGAACCAAAGGUAACCGACGGUGGGGGAAGAGGGGGGCGUCGCAUUUUCCUGUUGUGUUUUUGUAGUGUAUGCACUACUAGUUUUCUUCGUUUGUCACCAUGUGAUUGUAUUUGUUGAGUAGCAACAGGGGUGGUGGGGGGCGGGGGUUGGGGCUGUUCUCGCUUUAUCUUUUUGUUUGGACGGGGGGGGUCAAUCACAUGGGACGUACAAAGGGAAGGUGAUUUAGUUUUUCGUCGUCCUAAUCAAUCGAAUCAAUUGUUUACAUGUGUCACAAGCCAGCUACGAGUCUGUAGACCCCGCCCCCAAAACCCCACCCUCUCCCUGUAAAACAAAACAAUGGUCCAAGUAUUAAUUGUGCCUUAUUUAGUUUGUUGUGUCAGUCCGAGGCUGGUGUAACAGGAAGUGAGCGAAGGUUUCGGCGCCGUCCAGGCGACUCCACCCACCCUACCCCAAGCCCCGCCCCCCUCCCCGUAUGCUUCUAGAAGGCAAACGUUGUGAUGGUCGUCCGCGCACAGAGCGACCACGUGUUACGUAGACCCCACUCCCCUCCUCCUAAACCCCACCCACCGCCCGCCAACUUCACAAACUCUGUAAAUAAACCGUCGGAAAUUACUCAGUGUUACUGCCAUAUUUAUGUAGUUGAUGACAAAACUCCGUAUACGUAUAACGCUGUGUCGUAUUUGGCCAAAAAGAAAACAAAAAAAACACAACCCCUUCUCCCCCUCUCAUGGUUUAUGUUUGUAUCUUUUCUUUUUUUCUCUCAGUUACUUUUGAAAAAAUGUGUGUGAAUUUCCAAAAAAAUUCAAUAAAUAAAUCAAUAAAAAUUAAAUAAAGUAUAUAAAAAGGAAACAAAAAAAGGAGCGUUGUGACAGUGCUGCAGGGCGGGACAAACAGGAGCAGUUUGUGCGUUGUUGUUUUUUUUUUUGUUGUUGUUUUUUUCCGGAGACGUUUGCUUAUCCUGUAAAUAUAUAUCGUAUCAUUUUAUUAAAAGCAUGUGCAACAACAAAGUGAGCUAUGCCGAAUUCCCACCACGUCAUGUAUUUAAAUGUUGGGCGUGCGCGUGUGUGUGUGAGAGUGUGUGUGUGUGUGUGCGUGUGUGUGCGUGCGUGUGUGUCAGGAAGGAAGGAAGGAAGGGAUUUAUUCAUGCAUAAUAAACUGAUUUGGUUAAUAACUGCA
This is a messenger RNA of Solea solea (common sole), 2605 nucleotides long. RefSeq names its product progesterone receptor membrane component 2 (gene pgrmc2). The transcript has 3 exons. The record is from RefSeq and is a predicted model, not a curated record. The coding region runs from base 202 to 798 and encodes 198 amino acids. Lineage: Eukaryota; Metazoa; Chordata; Actinopteri; Pleuronectiformes; Soleidae. Gene Ontology annotation, cellular component: membrane; endomembrane system.